Petromyzon marinus (sea lamprey) is the source of this 1875-nucleotide messenger RNA. RefSeq names its product mitochondrial ribosomal protein L58 (gene MRPL58). Gene Ontology annotation, biological process: mitochondrial translational termination. Gene Ontology annotation, molecular function: peptidyl-tRNA hydrolase activity; translation release factor activity, codon nonspecific. Gene Ontology annotation, cellular component: mitochondrial large ribosomal subunit. The record is from RefSeq and is a predicted model, not a curated record. Lineage: Eukaryota; Metazoa; Chordata; Hyperoartia; Petromyzontiformes; Petromyzontidae.
CCCCCCCCUCCUCCAACCACACCCCCCCACGUAAGAUGGCGGCCGCGACCUUCGCUUGCGCGCACGUGGAGGAAGGGCGCAGUUGAAGAGGAGGAGGGAGUAGGAAGAAGAAGAGGAGGUAGGUAGGGAGGGAAGGAGAUUUCGGGGCUCGCAAUGUCGUGGGCCCUCACGGCGCGUUCGCUCGCUCUGCGCCUAUCGCCGUGCCCCAGGGCACCGCUGCUGCUACGCAACUGCGGUGCCUACAAGAGCAUCUACAGCUUGGACAAGCUCUACCCGCCCGGCGUGGGCGACGUUGGGGCGACGUUCAGCAGCACCAAGGAGAGCAGCGGAGAGAGCCGUGAAUACUCCGGAGACAUUCCAGUCGAUCGUUUAAAAGUUUCCUACAACCGGAGCAGCCGGCCCGGGGGACAAAACGUGAACAAAGUGAACACCAAAGCCGAGGUUCGGUUCCACGUGGCGAACGCCGACUGGCUGCCGCAGGACAUCCGAGACAAGCUGCAAGAGAAGUACAAGCACCGCAUCGUGCGCUCGGGCGAGCUGAUCGUGACGUCGCAGGUGAGCCGCUACCAGAUGCGCAACCUGGCCGACUGCCUGCUUAAGCUGCGGCAGCUCAUCGGCGACGCGGUCACCACCCUGGUGCACGAGCGCCGGCAGGACAGCCCCGAGGAAGCGGCCGUCCGCCGCAGCAGGGUGGAAGCAAUGAACAGGGAGCGGCUGAGACAAAAGAGGAUCCACUCGUCCGUCAAGAGCGACCGGCGAGUCCACGACGGCGACUGAGCUUUCCGCGCGGAUCGAGGCGCUCUGCCACAUUCGCCAAUGCCCCCUCCUGCCCACGUGCUCUCCCACAAAUGCGCCUGGAGUCGAGCGGCGGUGGUGGUGGUGGUGGGGGGCCCCACGGAUCGGAUUAAGACCGACUGAAUUUCAUCCGGCACCGCGGUCGCCACACCGUGGGGGGGGCCUCCCCCCCCCGACGACUCGGCAAAGUCGGCUCGCGGAAGACGUUCAUCCAUCGCUGCGAAUGUCCUAGCCGCGCUAAUCGUGAACCGACGGAGGAAUUCUUUCAACGCGGCUGUCAAUUUAUUUUUCGUCUUCUAAAAUUUGCAACAUGGCGGAGUAGCCCAAGCAGCCACUGGAGGCAGUGGAUUCUUCUUAACCUUUUUACGGCAGCCCUUGCGCACCGCCUUUUGUUCGCAGUCGUAAUUAAGUGCUAAUGCAUAGGUUUUACGAAACAGGAGUAGCCGUCGUACCUUAGGUUCCCGUGCUUAAUCUGCGUUUCAGUUUACCUUAAAAAAUCUGGCCGUAUCUUGCACACCUAGAAAAGUCAUCUUGCAUCCACAGGGGGGGGGGGUGGUGCGUGAUGCACCCCAGCUUAAGAAGAAUCGCUGCACUAGAGGUGGGGUGGGGUGGUUGGGCUCUCUAUGGGCUCCUUCAGGUCGAGGCCUCUCCGGCAAGCAGCGCGAGGAAGCAACCGUCGGGCUGCACCGCUGCGGUCACCAUGCAGAAGGCCAUCGGAACUGUUUCCAUUCCGCCCCCUCCCCCCCCCCCCCCCCGUGAAAGGUGCUCAAGAUUCUACAGCACCCCCUCCCCCCUCCCCUCCACCUCUGGCCUUGAGGCUGCUGCGGAAAACCUGGUGUCGGAGGCUUCGACGAUUUUUCAAAAGGAUAAAAGUGUGGCACGCGGAGAGAAAAGACGCAACAGACAGCUUGAAAAGUUGAAGGGCAGAAACCCCGGUAUUUAUUGGCUGUUAGCUGACAGCAGUUUAACGCAACCCCCGCGGGGUGGUGGUGGUGGGGAUAUAAAACCGUGGGUGAGCGAAUGCCGCGUUCAUGUACGUUUGUGAACCGGAGUGUCGCCAUAAAAAAAAUGUCUCGUUUA